CAGGCGGGCGUCGAGGUGAAGCGGCGCGAGGGCAUCCGCGACGCGUUCCUCGAGGAGCAGACGGAGAAGAUGGGUCCGCUGCUGCAGGCGCAGGCCAGCCGCCUGGAGGUGCAGAAGGAACUCUCGAAGGCCAGGGCGCAGAUGGGCGACUACCGCUCGUCCGCCAAGGACAAGGGCAAGAAGCUGCUCCUGAACAUGGCCGACACCAACGACAAGAACCUGCUGGAGAACUUCUUCGGAGAGUGGGCGAAGUUCGUCCGGCAGGAGAAGCUCGAGGCGGAGAUCGUGAAGGCCGAGGGCUACGAGGAGAAGCUCGCAGAGGCCAAGCAGAAGAUCAUGGACUUCAGGAGCAAGCAUCUGGCGAACGCCAGGUCGGCCAUGCAGAAGAACUUCCAGGACGCCCAGCUCGGGUCGGUCGCGACCGUCUUCGAGGCCUUCAAGGCGAACCUAGAGGAGAGCAAGCGCCGCCAUGCGGAGGGCGAGUCCCUCAAGGAGCACGAGGAGCGCCUCAAGGCCUACAACGCGCAGGCGCGGGCGAACGCCCAGAAGGCCAUGGCGAACAUGAACGCGGGCAACGACGCCUUCCUCGUGGAGAUGGUCUACAACUUGUGGGUCGAGGCGCUGGUGGAGUAUAAGAAGGACAAGGAGGCCAUCGACAAGCAGCGGGCUCUGGAGAAGCAGAUGGCAGAGAUGAUGAAGAGGCAGAAUCAGGGCGCCAUGGACAUGAUGAAAAAGAUGGGCGCAGCGUCUGAGACGGGGCUGCUCGCUGGAGUCAUCAAGGACCUCCCCACUCGGGUGGAAGGAGGUCGUCGACGACACCAAGCAGGAGAACGAGGUCCAGGAGGACAGCUGAAGAUGAAGUCCAGCCAGCUGGCCAGCAUGGCCCAGAAGAGCAAGGCGAACGCAAACAGCUCCUCGGCGCGGAUGUCGGAGCUGCAGGACAUGCAGGUCCUCAUGUUCUGCUUCUGCUUCUGGAAGCGCGAGAUCCAGGUGCAGAGGGUGAAGUCGUACGGCCGCAACAGGAACCAGAAGCGGGAGAAGGAGCUGUUGGGCGUCAAGUCUUUGUUCAAGGACUUCGCCAGCAAGCUGGACAAGACGCUCGAUCAGGACACCGUCACCCCCCGCCUGCAGGACAAGAGCGCCGCGAGGCCCAAGCGCGAGUCGCCGCCGCAGCCGCGCAGCCCGCAGCCGCCCUGAGCCGGCCUCGCCGCCCACCCUCCUCUUUCUCCUCCUCCUCCUCCUCCUCCUCCUCCU
Messenger RNA from Prorocentrum cordatum, 1254 nucleotides. The record is from the annotation of a GenBank genome assembly. Lineage: Eukaryota; Dinophyceae; Prorocentrales; Prorocentraceae.